Messenger RNA from Gekko japonicus, 1808 nucleotides. Its product is annotated as sialidase-3-like. Gene Ontology annotation, cellular component: membrane; cytoplasm; lysosome. The record is from RefSeq and is a predicted model, not a curated record. The transcript is spliced from 3 exons. Gene Ontology annotation, molecular function: exo-alpha-sialidase activity. Lineage: Eukaryota; Metazoa; Chordata; Lepidosauria; Squamata; Gekkonidae. Gene Ontology annotation, biological process: oligosaccharide catabolic process; ganglioside catabolic process. The coding region runs from base 410 to 1648 and encodes 412 amino acids.
CUUUCUGGAGUUCGACUGUCCGUUUCGACUUGCGUCUUUAUCAAACGUCAGUUGAUGUUUUUCUUCAGUGUAUAAUUUUCAACAAUACACUGAUGAAUUAUCCGGAAGGAAUUUGUUUAAUGCAAGAGCUAGAAGUAGCCACCGUUGAAUUUAUGCACGUAGGAAAACAUCCUGCCCACCAGACGCGCGUUAUCCUACCCCCCACAACUUUUGCUAUUUUAUCUUUGGAAGGACCUGUUAAGACGCUGCCCCUCUCUGUCUCUAGUGCAGCUGUUAAUUAAGAGAUCUCAGCUGUGCAGCUCUUGCAAACUGAGUACCGGACCCUUCCUGUAAAGACUUGCAAGGUUGAUCCUCCCCCUUCUGCCGUCCUUCAGUUCUACAGAGUUGCUGUGUUACCGACAGGUCCAAGAUGGCGAAAGCUCAUGUAGGUUUGGGGAAGGUGAGUCUCUUCCGCCAGGAAUCGCCAGAAGGCCUCACCUAUCGCAUUCCAGCUCUGAUGUACCUGCCUUCUGAAUCCACUUUCCUGGCCUUCGCGGAGGAACGUUCUUCACCCAGCGACAACAACGCAAAAUCUCUGGUGAUGAGACGAGGGACAAAGGAAGGAGAGUCUGUCCAGUGGGGUCCUCAAGAGGCCAUGGCGACCGCCCUGCUUCCCGACCACCGCACCAUGAACCCUUGCCCGGUGUACGACAGAAAGAGCAGCCGGAUCUUCCUCUUCUUCAUCUGCGUCGAGACUCACGUCACGGAGCUCCACCAGAUCAAGUUGGGGAGGAACGCCGCCCGGCUCUGCUACGUCUCCAGCCAAGAUGGCGGCCGCAGCUGGAGCCAGUUGACCGAUUUGACCCAUGAGGUGAUCGGAGACGACUUGAAGAACUGGGCCACCUUUGCCGUCGGGCCCGGCCACGGGUUGCAGACGAGCUCCGGGCGCCUGGUGAUCCCUGCGUAUACUUACUACAUCCACAAGCGUAGCUGCGGCGUCCCCAUUUGCUGCUGCACUAAGCCUCAUUGUUUCGUUUUCUACAGCGACGACGGUGGAGGGAGCUGGGCCCAGGGCCAGUUGGCCACGGCCUUGCGGGCGGGAGAGUGCCAGGUGGCUGAGCUGACCCGCCAGGACGGUAGCCAGGUGUUAUAUUGCAACGCCCGCAGUCCCGAGAAAUACAGGGUCGAGGCCUUCAGCGCAGAUGAUGGGAACCGGUUUGAGGAGCCCUUGCUGUGUAAAGAGUUGCCGGAGACUGGGAAAGGUUGCCAAGGCAGUGUGGUGAGUUUCACACCAGUGCUGCGGCCUUCGGAUCCGGGGCCCUGGAAGAACGAGGAAGGCGGACCAGGUUGUCCGCUCGACGUUAGCCCCUCAGUGUCCCUCGUGACUCCCAAGCAGUGGUUGCUUUACUCCCACCCCACAGGCCGACGCAAGCGAGUCGACCUGGGCAUCUACCUCAACACGUCCCCGCUGGCGAAGGGCGGCUGGAUGGACCCCUGGGUGCUGUACGAAGGGCCCAGCGGCUACUCGGACCUGGCCGUGUGCGAGGAGGGCCAGGUGCCGCCGCUCUUCGGCUGCUUGUUUGAGAGCGGAGUGUCCAGUGAGCUGGAGGAAAUCGCUUUCCAGCUCUUCAGUAGUACUGAGCUCCUGAGGAGCGUGAGGGAAGGCUGACCGCACGCCGAUUCUCCCUCAGAGGCGUGGCUGCCCUAAACUGGUCCUAUCGAGGAUAUUUAGCACCCGAGGGCAGGAAACGAGAACCUCUUUAUCAUCUUUCUUCUCCUGCCAAUCUUGGCUCAGCCGUUGGCUUGGAGCUAGGGGUUGUGUGCUAGAG